AUGUCUUCAAGAUUAUCGUCCAUCUCUAAGGAGCUUGUACAGAGCCAGUUGAACCUUGGCCCUCAGAGUGUCAUGGAAGCUCCUCUGGAGAAGAGGUCAACAGGCUGUCUACCACAGCUGGACCCACAGUUUGACAACUCUACACCGGACGUCAGUUUGUCCAUCUCUAAGGACAGUGUGGAGAGACUGGAACUGUUGAGCCUCAGCAGCCAAGAUACACAUUGCCUUAGCGUAGGCACGUGCAUCAUUAAGAGAGGAACUGUGGAUAGCCUGGAAAGGUGGAGCGAUGCCGAUUUAUCCAAUUCGGAUAGCUUCCGAGAGCAGUUCAGCUUUACACUUCCAGGUGAAGUGCCUGUUGAGCCAGUAGGGGCUUCAGCUUGCCUGAACCUGAAGACAGCAUCCAGAUUAGAUGACUCUACACCUAACGUCAUCUCUGAGGAGAGCAUAGAGAGACUGAAAUUGGAGGCUUCAGUUACAAAAAAGGGUACAGAAAAACGAAGGAAGAGGAGAGUAAUCCACUCUUUCUUCAAGAACGUGCGGAAGGCUAUGAAACAGCCUUUCCGCUGCCAGAACGUAGUGGAGCCUUUUGUGCCUCUGCCAGAACUGGAUGAUCCUGAGCUGUCACAUGUCCCAGAGUCCUCAGACUGCGUCCCAACUAAUGAAUCCAUUCGCUCUCGCUAUAUAGUGAAAAAGAUUAUUGGAGAAGGAGGCUAUGGCAAGGUGUAUGAGGGAAUCCGUAUUACUGAUGGCAAAAAGGUUGCCAUCAAACGUAUUCAAAAGACUAUACGGGAUCAGUAUCUUCAAACUGCUGGGCAUCCCAAACCUCUCAUUACCGAAGUUGCACUGAUGCUAAUGAUGAGGCAAGGACCCAUAAGCCCCCACGUCAUUCAACUAUAUGAGUGGUUUGAGCACCCUCAAAAAAUCACCCUCAUUAUGGAGUAUCCGGAUCCCUGCGAGAGCUUGUUGGACUUCAUCAACAAUAAUCCUAACAUGAAUGAGACAACAGCACGGCUCAUCAUGUGUCAGGCGGUGCAAGCAGUCCUGCACUGCAUUGAGUGCGGUGUUUUUCAUAACGAUAUUCAUCCAGAGAAUAUCCUGUUGAGAAAACACACUUUGGAGCUCAAGUUGAUAGACUUUGGCUGCGGUCAUCUACUUAGUAGUAAUGGCUAUGAUUGCAGGCAAUAUAGAGGAAUAAGGGCUUACUUCCCACCUGAACUCUUCACCUAUGGCAAGUUCCAUGCCGUCUCUACAAACGUCUGGGCUCUAGGAGUGUUGUUGUAUGAGAUGGUGAACACGUGUUCUCCAUUUCGCAAUAUAACGGAAAUCAUGCAGGCCAAAAUUAGGUUUGAAAACCCAGAUUUAUCUAAAGAAUGCCGUGAUCUGAUUGACCAGUGCCUAACACGUGAUCCAACCGAACGGCUGACACUUGAGCAGAUCUUGCAGCAUGACUGGUUUAAAACAGUGGCUCUAAAAUGAAGGGAGGAUUGAGUCAGAGGAUUGAAACAUCACUGGUUUCAGAGGCUUGGACACACACCUUUCAGUGAAAAAGCACUAUGGAUUCACAUAUGCUGAUGGAAUUUGGAAACUCAAGCCCUCACGUAAGCCCACUACAGCAGAACUAGAGAGCUCAAAGCACCACGUACUUCAGUGCCUGCCCUGUCCACAUCCUCACAGUCCCGUCUGAAAAUGAGCAUGGAAAUGAGAGCAUUAGUAG
Molecule: messenger RNA, 1714 nt
Organism: Onychostoma macrolepis
Lineage: Eukaryota; Metazoa; Chordata; Actinopteri; Cypriniformes; Cyprinidae
Product: serine/threonine-protein kinase pim-2-like
Exons: 9
Coding region: 1-1476 (491 amino acids)
Biological process (GO): protein autophosphorylation; negative regulation of apoptotic process; regulation of mitotic cell cycle
Cellular component (GO): cytoplasm
Molecular function (GO): protein serine/threonine kinase activity; ATP binding
Source: RefSeq, a predicted model, not a curated record